UUAAGGGGUAUUAGACAAACAGAAUGUAUAUUACUCAUUUUCAGAAGCAGGUCUUAUGGUAUAUGGUUUGCUAUUUUGCAGCCAAACAAUGGAGGAAGAGUGUCUUUCUUCCUCAAAACCUUUCUCUGCAAAAACCCAAUCAACCUCCUUCCCUCGCACAUGGCCAUUUCCCUCUUCACAACACUUCCAUUUCUUUCCCCAACAACCACCAAAUUCAUUUCAUCCCAAUCCACUCUAUCCCCACUUCUCUCAAAUCCAACAACACGACAUCACUUCUCAAUUAUCCCCAUGAACUCAAGCACCGCCACCAGCUCAGCAGCAUCUUCUUCCUUAAUGCAGCACGUACCACAACAAGACUCCAAUGAAAUGGAACGUACCGCGAACCUAACAUUUCAAAGAUACAAUUCCAAUAGCACCAAGAGGAGUGGUAAAGAGACAUCAAUUGUCUGGUUUAGAAACGAUCUCAGAGUUUUGGAUAAUGAAGCUCUCUACAAAUCUUGGCUUUCUUCUCAAACUAUCUUGCCUGUUUAUUGCGUCGAUCCUCGACUCUUUGCCACCACUUACCAUUUCGGAUUUCAAAAAACCGGAGGUUUAUGCACAGAAAGAAACUUGCAGUGAGGAGUUGAAUGUUGAAAGGUCUGUCAGUAGAUGUCUUCAGGUUUUUGUUUUUAGGUUUGUCCUCUCAUGUGGGAAGGACUCUACCAUGAAGCUUUGGGAGGUUGGCACUGAAAGAUUAGUCAAACAAUAUGUUGGUGUCGUGCAUACACAACUAAGAUUCCUGGCUGAUACUCGAGCUCUCAAGAGGAAGACAUGGGAGCAGCUGGCUUCUGAAGAGGGAAAGGAUAUCCCUAAAGCUAGUGAAAUUGAAAGGUUAAUGUGUCGUACAGGUGUUGAUCAUGUACUAAAUAGGGUUAGUUGACUUUUUCUUGACAUUUUCUCCCUGACAAAGAAGAAAAUGAGCUGGAUACUCUAAAGUUGGGAUUUUCUCAAAUAUUUUAUGAUAAUAUUCUGAAAGUAAGGUGUUUCCUUGAUUUGUUUUGGUGGCUAUUAUAUAGUGUUGUAAUGGCAUAAUCUUGAUAUAUAUUGCAUAUAAUUUUGUCUAGCUUGAAAAACCAAUGGAGGGUCUGGAAGACUGGUUGGAAGCAGUUUAUAAUGCUUGCAUCCCCUGUGUUGUUGUUUCAAGUCUUGAUAGAAAAAAUGUGGUAGAAGCUUUGGAACAAAUGAGGCUCAAUAAGUACUUUCAGGCAAUUGUGACAGAGGAGGAUGGGAUGGAGUCGAUAGCUCGUAGAUUUCUCUCUGCUGCAGUUAAGAAAGAAGAAUUGCUGCUCAGACUCCUCAACAUGCUUGGGCGUGACAUAGGAAAAUAAUGUUUGUUUGUAGUUUGUACAGCUAGCUAACAGAGCUUAGUGCAAGCUUCUUCAUCAAGAGUCUAUGAAUUGUAGGCUCCUCUAGGAUUGUCUACAUUCUUAAUAUGCUUUAUAAGAGGUCAAAUAAUGGGUUGUUUUGCAUGACGGUGCUUUAGCAGCAGCAGGAAAAAGCUAAAGCUGAAGCAGAGGUGCCAUACCCUUAUAUUUUAGUUUGAUUGUGUUAUUUGGAACAUAAAUUAUACAUGUCUUCAAUUUUCAUUUCUAGUAAUCAU
This is a messenger RNA of Vicia villosa (hairy vetch), 1639 nucleotides long. RefSeq lists its product as uncharacterized. The coding region runs from base 479 to 919 and encodes 146 amino acids. NCBI's taxonomy places the organism in Eukaryota, Viridiplantae, Streptophyta, Magnoliopsida, Fabales, Fabaceae. The record is from RefSeq and is a predicted model, not a curated record. The transcript has 6 exons.